AUGAGCGACAACUGGAGCGCGUGCCUGCAGACGCUUGAGGGCCAUAGCGAUUGGGUUGAGUCGGUGGCCUUCUCGCACGACUCGGCCCGACUGGCGUCGGCGUCGAGGGAUAGGACCGUCAAGAUCUGGGAUGCUAGCAGCGGCGCGUGCCUGCAGACGCUCGAUGGCCAUAGCGAUUGGGUCCACUCGGUGGCCUUCUCGCACGACUCGACCCGGCUGGCAUCGGCGUCAAACGACAGCACUGUUAAGAUCUGGGAUGCGAGCAGCGGCGCGUGCCUGAAGACGCUCGAGGGCCAUAAUGAUGGGGUCUACUCGGUGGCCUUCUCGCACGACUCGACCCGGCUGGCGUCAGCGUCGAGCGACAACACCGUUAAGAUCUGGGAUGCUAGCAGCGGCGCGUGCCUGAAGACGCUCGAGGGCCAUAGCGAUUGGGUCUACAAGGUAGCCUUCUCGCACGACUCGACCCGGCUGGCGUCGUCAUCCUGGGACAGCACUGUUAAGAUCUGGGAUGCUAGCAGCGGCGCGUGCCUACAGACGCUCGAGGGCCAUAACUAUGGGGUCUACUUAGUGGCCUUCUCGCACGACUCGACCCGGCUGGCGUCGGAAUCGAACGACAACACCGUCAAGAUCUGGGACGCCAGCAGCGGCGCGUGCCUACAGACGCUGAAAGGCCACAAAAUUGCCAGCUUAGUGGGCUUUGAAACCCAGCAACUUAUUCAUCAGGCUAUCGGCAUUAGCUCAGAUGAAACCUGGAUUACUCAUAAUGCUCAAAAGCGGUUGUGGCUCCCAUCAGAGUAUCGUCCAUGUCGCUCAGCUGUGUCAGACAGAUGUAUUGGUAUAAGCACAGGGUCUGGAAAGGUGUGGAUAUACUGCCUGAAGUAA
This is a messenger RNA of Alternaria atra, 882 nucleotides long. RefSeq lists its product as uncharacterized. Gene Ontology annotation, cellular component: transcription repressor complex; nucleus. The transcript has a single exon. The record is from RefSeq and is a predicted model, not a curated record. Lineage: Eukaryota; Fungi; Ascomycota; Dothideomycetes; Pleosporales; Pleosporaceae. Gene Ontology annotation, biological process: negative regulation of transcription by RNA polymerase II. The coding region runs from base 1 to 882 and encodes 293 amino acids. Gene Ontology annotation, molecular function: protein binding.